CCGGUAGAAGCCACUUCCGCCUCCAGCCUCCUCUGCUGCUACCGGGAAAUGACGGCAACGUUGCGUCCAUAUCUCAAUGCUGUGCGUGCCACGCUGCAGGCCGCUCUCUGCCUGGAGAACUUCUCCUCGCAAGUGGUGGAAAGACACAACAAGCCAGAGGUUGAAGUCAGAAGCAGUAAAGAGCUGCUCCUUCAACCUGUGAUCAUCAGCCGCAACGACAAGGAGAAGGUUCUGAUUGAGGGCUCCAUCAACUCUGUCAGAGUCAGCAUUGCUGUGAAGCAGGCAGAUGAGAUUGAGAAGAUUCUGUGCCAUAAGUUCAUGCGUUUCAUGAUGAUGAGAGCGGAGAACUUCUUCAUUCUACGGAGAAAACCAGUGGAGGGCUACGACAUCAGUUUCCUCAUCACCAACUUCCACACAGAGCAGAUGUAUAAACAUAAACUAGUGGAUUUUGUCAUUCAUUUUAUGGAAGAAAUUGACAAAGAAAUCAGCGAAAUGAAGCUGUCUGUCAAUGCCAGGGCUCGUAUUGUUGCUGAGGAGUUCCUCAAAAACUUCUGAGAGAGAUGCCAGAAACACAUUCCUUCUAUCUUGGCCAUCACUGUGGGGCCUUCACAUUGCAGGUUAGAUCAUCCCUGCACGAUCAGCCAAGACAAAUAAAGAAGCAUAGGAUGUACAGUAAGACUGUACAGGCCGACUGGGUUUGACCCUUUAACAUGAAAAUGUUCCUCUGCUCUAUAUAUUGAUAUUUGUACAUAAUGAAUAUAUAUACAACAGACAUGCAUUUCUGCCUUUAGAUCAUUAGAGGUAACGGCUGGUCCUUAGAAAAUAACAAACAAUUAUCAAUAUUAAAGAGCACAGGAAUUUUUUUUCUUCAGGUAAUAAAAAAAAACAUAUAUACACAUAUGCAUAUAAAUUACUUUUUUGCUAUGUUUUAUUACCACAUAUCUUAAACCAUGUAAGCAAUCAAUUGGUUGUUUUGUUCACAAGUUAAUAUAAGUAUACCUGCUGGAAAUAAAUGUAAUAAAAAUAUUGUAUACUUUGUAUUCUAGUGCAAUAUCUUUCUUGAUGUGGUUAUUUUAAAAUAUUUUUCAACAGAUAUAAAAUUGAUUUUUUUUUUCCAAAAAUGUCAAACAUUUAUUUAAACUUUUGCAUCUUAAAACAGACAAGGCAUUUGGAAUUUUAUUUGCACAUUAAUAUACAAUUUUAAGUUACCUCGCAAUUAAAACAAAAACACAAAGCAUUACACAUGUAUGUACAGUUUACACAGUACCUUACUUCAAACUCCCAGUCUUUUUUCCUUUUUUCUGUUUGUGGCAGAUAAUGAUUAUAAAAACACAUCCUGAAGUAAAAUACUGUAUGUACAACUGAA
Cololabis saira (Pacific saury) is the source of this 1366-nucleotide messenger RNA. It is a transcript of the gene arpc4, whose product is annotated as actin related protein 2/3 complex, subunit 4. The transcript has 6 exons. Bases 49 to 555 code for a protein of 168 amino acids. Gene Ontology annotation, biological process: Arp2/3 complex-mediated actin nucleation; actin filament polymerization. Gene Ontology annotation, cellular component: actin cytoskeleton; Arp2/3 protein complex. The record is from RefSeq and is a predicted model, not a curated record. Gene Ontology annotation, molecular function: actin filament binding. Lineage: Eukaryota; Metazoa; Chordata; Actinopteri; Beloniformes; Belonidae.